Messenger RNA from Colletotrichum fioriniae, 921 nucleotides. RefSeq lists its product as uncharacterized. The record is from RefSeq and is a predicted model, not a curated record. NCBI's taxonomy places the organism in Eukaryota, Fungi, Ascomycota, Sordariomycetes, Glomerellales, Glomerellaceae.
AUGUUCUAUAUAUCCAUCGUAUUCUACAACAUUGCCCUCCUCGCCAUCAAGCUCUCCUUCCUUUGCCAGUACUACCGCAUCAUGGCCGUACCCCGAAUGCGUAGAAUCUACGCAGUCGCCCUCCUCGUGGUCGGCGCCUGGUCAACCUCCCAGGUCUUCAUCGCCGCUUUCCAAUGUCUUCCAGUCGAAGGAUUCUGGGACAAGUCCGUUGUGUCGCACUGCAUCCCCAACCAGCCGCAGUGGUACGUCAACGCAGCUGGAAACAUCAUCACCGACGUUGCCGUCUUUGCGCUGCCGUUGCCGAUUUUCUGGCAUCUCAGCCUGCCGCGGAAACAGAAGGCACUCCUCAUGGGCAUCUUCAGUCUUGGUUUCUUCACUGUCGCCAUCUCGAUCGUACGCAUCCAGUACCUCAGCACACCGGCAGACUUCACCUGGACCAACGUCGACGCCUCGCUCUGGUCCAUCGGCGAAAUAUCUUCGGCCGUCACCUGCGCCUGUCUCCCGACGCUCCGUCCCCUCCUGACAAAGAUGUUCCCAGGUCUGAUGAGCAGGGUCAACAUCACCUCCCUCCACAGCAACCAGACCGACACGCGGCCGGGCACCCACCCGACCCGUCCGUACUCGAACCUCCCCAAGAGCUUUCCCCGGGAUGCGGAAAAGGGGACCACGGCCUCGGGCGUAUCUAGCGCGCGAUCCAGCCAUCUCAAGGACGAAGGAUCCUCCGUCACCCACGGGUCGCCGUAUCAGCACAACGUCCGCGCCAACGAGUCCAGCGAUACGAUUUUCGGCCUGGCUAGCGUGCGCGGAGAUUCCAUCACACCCGUCAAGUCUAACUUCAGUCCCUUGAGCCCCAGGCCAGCUUGGACUGUCUCAACUUCCACAAACUCGUAUCCCGUUCGAAGAGAUGGGACACCCUUUUGA